Messenger RNA from Camelina sativa (false flax), 1092 nucleotides. Its product is annotated as transcription repressor OFP1. Gene Ontology annotation, molecular function: DNA binding. Gene Ontology annotation, biological process: negative regulation of DNA-templated transcription. NCBI's taxonomy places the organism in Eukaryota, Viridiplantae, Streptophyta, Magnoliopsida, Brassicales, Brassicaceae. The record is from RefSeq and is a predicted model, not a curated record.
UCUCUCAGUUUCUCAUCUCAUCUCAAAAUCUCAACAUCAAAAGAAGAAGAAGAAGAAGAAGAAAAUAAAGAAGGCAGCUGAUGGGUAACUAUCGGUUCAAGCUAUCGGAGUUAAUCCCUAACGCAUGGUUUUACAAACUGAGAGACAUGGGAAAGUCAAAGAAACAGCAGAGGCAACGAAACAGCACCAAUAAACACCACUUCUCUGUUCCUCCUACUCCUACGACCACCACAACGGCACGCAGUCCUAGGCCUCCUACUAGACGCUCUCCCAAAACACCACCCUCCCGACAGCCCGCCGGGAACCGUCUUCGUCACCGAGCCACCGUCGACUCUAAAUCCUCCACGACUUCCGGUGACAGCACUGCCACCGGAACCGGUUCUUUCUCACCGGAGUUUCGCACAGAUCAAGUUCUCCUCCCCGACGAGUCUCUAGACGACAGCUCCUGGUUAUCCAGAGCCCCAACCUUUACGCCGCCUCCGGAGCUCGAACUUCGGCCGAUCAUUACCAAACGGGCAACCACCGCACGGAAGACGGCGGUGAGUUCUCCGGCGGGGGUGAGACUUAGACUACGGUCGCCGCGGGUCUCGACGAGGAAAUCAGUAUCGGUGAGCAGCAGCGCAAGAAGAAGCGGGUCGUCGGCGAGGCGGAGCAGGGCGGUGGUGAAGGCGUCGGUGGAUCCGAGGAAAGACUUUAAGGAAUCAAUGGAGGAGAUGAUAGAAGAGAACAAGAUAAGAGCGUCAAAGGAUCUAGAAGAGCUUUUGGCUUGCUAUCUCUGUCUCAAUUCAAACGAGUAUCACCCUGUUAUCAUCAAUGUCUUUAAGCAAAUCUGGCUUGAUCUUAAUCUUCCACCUUAAAUUAUUCCACAAUUUAUUAUAUUUUUUUCUUCCCCUUAAUUAGUAAUCUCUCUCUCUCUCUCUCUCUGCUGAAUAAGAUGCAUGUAAAUACUAUAUAUAUAUAUAUAUAUAGUAUGAUUAUUCUUGUACUGACUAUUUUAGAUGCAUGGUCGUCUAGAUUAGCAUAUGAGGACUUUGAUUAAUUUCCUUGUACUUGUAUAAUUUUAACGGCCAUUCCUUGAAUUAUACGUACUCA